Molecule: messenger RNA, 2748 nt
Organism: Peniophora sp. CBMAI 1063
Lineage: Eukaryota; Fungi; Basidiomycota; Agaricomycetes; Russulales; Peniophoraceae
Source: the annotation of a GenBank genome assembly
AUGGAGUCUAACACCGCAGUCCCGCCAGAAGUCACCCAGGAGCUCGUACAGAUCCUGUCUAACCUAGUACAAGGCGAUAAUGAGAUUCGAUCCAACGCCGAACGUACCGUGAACGAACGUCUGGAGCAGACGCCCGAAGUGAUACUACUUGCUCUCACCCAAUUCGCAACAAGCGCAGAUACCGAAGUGAUGCGCUCGUUCUCACUCGUGUUGCUGCGGCGUCUACUCUUUCGCCCAAGCGCCGGAUCCGCGUCGACACCAAGGAACGCGCGUCUAACGCUCUACGAUCGUCUAUCAUCCCAGACGCUCACCCAGAUCGAACGCGUACUGCUCCAUGCGCUAUCACACGAGCCUGUCGACGUCGUACGGCGCAAAGCCGUAGACACCGUCGCCGAUCUGGCGAACCAGAGCAUGCGCCGCGGACGCCCAUGGCACGCUCUACAGGCCCAGGCAUUCGGUAUGGCACAGGGCGCGGACGCCGGGAGCCGUGACGUCGCGUUCAGAUUGUUUGCGGGUUGUCCGAAUCUGGUCAUGGAUUUACAGACCGACGCGGUUCUCGGCGUUCUGAAGAAGGGCCUGCAAGAUCCAGAAUCAGUCGCGGUCCGAUUAUCCGCUCUACGGGCUUCGAUCGCGUAUCUCAACCACGCAGACGAACACCAACGCGCCCAAUCUCUCUCUCUACUCUACCCAAUGCUCGGCACACUUCCGCCUUUACCUCAAGCUCAACUACCCACAUUCAUCAAUACCCUAACCCCGCUCGCGUCGCACUAUCCGCGCCUCUUCGAACCGCAUAUUCCGGCUCUUCUACGCUUCUUACCAACCCUACUACUUCCCUCGGCCGAUCCAGGCCCAACACCGACCGUUUCGCGCCCAUUCCCUUCGCCCGGACGAGCUUUCUCCUUCCCACCGGAUGGUGGGGCAUCUUCUGCACCGGAAGACGAGGAUGAGGAGGGAGAGGAGUGUAGACGGAGUGCGCUCGAGUUCAUGGUCAGCUUGUCGGAAGCGCGUCCGAGCAUGGUGCGCGGUGUUGAGGGCUGGGUGACGGCACUUGUACGCGGGUGUUUGGAUGGGAUGAGCCAGUUGCGCGACGACGAACUUCAGACGUGGCUGGAAGCGGAUGCGAGCGAAGACCCGACGGACGAUACCUACCCGCACCUAUAUGAGCAGGCGCUUGAUCGUGUGGCGUGCACGCUGGGUGGAGAGGUUGUCCUCCCUGUCGCAUUCCAACAUAUCCCGGGAAUGCUUGCGAGCCACGACUGGCGUGAGCGCCAUGCUGGGCUGAUGGCCAUCGCGGCUGUGGCGGAAGGUACAAGCGAUUUCAUGCAAAACGAGCUAGGCAAGGUAGUCGAGCUGAUCACCCCGAUGUUCACCGACCAACACCCUCGUGUGCGCUUCGCCGCGUGUCAAUGCGUUGGUCAACUUUGUACGGACUUAGAGGAGAUUAUCCAGGCAGAAUACCACCAACCGAUCUUCGCUGUACUCAUUCCGACCCUCGAGGCACCGGAGCCACGAGUUCACGCGCACGCGGCCGCAGCCCUCAUCAACUUCUGCGAAGGUGUCCGUCAAGAAACGCUGGUCCCGUAUCUGGAUCCAAUCGUCGAGCGACUACUGGCACUACUCAACCCUCCGGAUGGAAGUGGCAGAGUGGCGCAGCGCUACGUUCAAGAGCAAGUUGUGACAACCCUUGCUAUGGUCGCAGAUGCUAGCGAAGCGACGUUCGCCAAGCACUACCCCGCGAUCAUGCCGCUCUUGCUCGGUAUACUUCGAAGUGCAGAGGCGCCGGAGUACCGCAAGCUGCGCGCGAAAGCGAUGGAGUGCGCAGGCCUCAUCGCGAUUGCUGUCGGUACAGACGUUUUUCGCGCGGAUGCCCCAGCACUGGUCGAGGUGCUCAUGCGGAUACAGAAUUCACCUCCAGAUCCCGGUGAUGCGCUUCUGCCUUCGUACCUCAUUGCCACUUGGGCAAAGGUAUGUCAAGCGCUGGGGCCUGAGUUCGAACCGUGGCUUCCCGCUGUCAUGCCACCGCUACUGCGUGCAGCAAGCGCGAAAGCGGAAGUCAGUGUACUGGAGACCGAAGACCUCGGCGAUCCUGUCGAAGGUUGGGAAGUCAUGAAGCUUGACGGGCAGCGCGUAUCCGUCCGAACAGCUGCCAUCGAGGAGAAGAACCAAGCGUUCGAGACGCUCGCCAUCCAUUGUUCAACGCUUGGCAUCGCUUUUGCGCCAUAUCUAUCUCAGACGCUCGAGCUCGCGUUACCUGCGCUCAGGUUUUACUUCCACGACGGCGUAAGGGAAGCUGGAACAACGCUUCUCCCUCUGCUGCUGACAUGCGGUCGUACAAGCAAUACCCUGACGAAUGCUAUGGUCGCCGCUGUCUUCUCGCAACUCACAUCCUGUAUUGCGAGCGAAACAGAUACCACCUUCCUCGCGUCGCUAUACGAGUGCUACCACAAAUGCUUGCUGCUGCUCGGUGGGCCGAGCACCCUUCCUCCCGACUAUCACGCCUCUAUCAUCGACGCCAGUAAGCGUCAGCUAGCAACACUGGCUGAGCGGCGCAAAUCUCGCAGCGGGCGCGGGCCAAUCGGCGAAGACGAGAGGCAAGAUAUGGCUCUACUAGAGGAAAUGGAGGACUUCGUGCUUGAGGAUAUGGCGAAGGUGUUGAGCAUGUUCGAGAAGGACCAUCCGCUGUUGAUUGCUGUGUCCAGCGUGCGCGAUCUUGGGAUACGUACUGCUGCUUGGGACGCGAUGGAAUGA